CUAUCAACACUGGAAGGAACGAAACAUUCAUACACAUAUAUAGAUUUUAAAAAACAAAAUGUCGACACCUUCGCUCACCUUUUACGAUAUCGCGUCAGGCCCGCCUACGCGCACCUAUGCCCCAAACCCAUGGAAAACAAGAUACGCCUUGAACUUCAAGCACCGUCACAAUGGCGUCGAGUACAAGACGGAAUGGGUCGACCUCCCCGAGGUGACCGAGGUCCGCAAGAGCCUGGGCGCCGCUCCCGUGCGCAAGCACUGGAUCGACGACGGCGACUUCUACACACUGCCCGUGGUCGUGGACCACGCCACUGACAAGACGGUGGGGGACUCGUUUGACAUUGCCGUCUACCUCGACAGACAAUACCCCAGCAGGGACGGCGAGCCCGUCCUCUUCCCGCCGUCCACCGUCGCCCUCCAACGGGCCUUCAACACAUACAUCGACAAGGUCUUUACAGACCACGUGGUGCUCGGCUCGCAGAGCAUGCCGUUCAACCCUGAGACGGCUGCGAUAUCCAAGGCAGAGUUCUGCAGGCGCGCUGGGAGGACGAGCUGGGACGAGCUGUGCGUCGAGGGCGAGGCCCGAGCGGCGGUCCUCAAGAGCUUCGAGACCACCAUGCGCGAGGUGGCUAAGCUGUACGUCAGGCGGGACGAAGGGCCGUUUCUCGAGGGCGCGGUGCCCAUGUAUGCGGAUUUCAUCGUGGGCGGGUGGCUUGCGAUGUUUAAGGAGGUGUUGCCGGAGUGGCAGGAGCUGAAAGGUUGGCAUGAUGGGCUCUGGGGAGCGGUCCACGAUGCAUUGAAUGAGUAUGCGGAGAUACAUUGA
Messenger RNA from Cryphonectria parasitica EP155, 823 nucleotides. RefSeq lists its product as uncharacterized. Lineage: Eukaryota; Fungi; Ascomycota; Sordariomycetes; Diaporthales; Cryphonectriaceae. The transcript has 2 exons. The coding region runs from base 59 to 823 and encodes 254 amino acids. The record is from RefSeq and is a predicted model, not a curated record.